ACAAGCGAGGAACAUAGGUGCCAGAGUUUUUUUCCUGCAGAGAAUAUGCAAGUGCCACACAGAUCUUAGAUGAAAGCAGUGACAUCAACCUUCAAUAAAUCUAAAUGGAUCAAGGGGUCUAAGUUCUACAGACAAACAAACACAAAAAUACCUAUGGCUUGCUUAUCUAUACUUAUGACUCCGGGAACAGAAUUUGCACUUUCAAAGUUCACAUGAAUAAGCUAGUCCAGGAAAGAAAAGUAGAAAUUUAGGAGAAAAAACAACUAUGGGGGUUUGUCAUAUCUCCCUGACUCCACAAAUCUGACACAUAUCUCACCGAAUCUGUCAGAAUUAUGUCAUAAAUAAAGGAAAAAGACUCACAAUGCAAUGAGACUCCAUAACACAAGGAACAAUAUUUCAUUUCAGACAGCCAAGUACAGGACACAUUCCAUACACACUUAACCAUGGCCUUGCCUGUGACACAUGAGUUUUAAACUGGCACUAAGAAGCACAUGAACUGCUUACGUAAUGCCAUUUUUUACUGCUCACUUCCUUGUUUUUGGUUGCUGAUCAACCUAUAGGAAGAUAUAGCUGUUAUUUACAUCCUUGUAAGCCUGAAUGACAAAAGUUAUAUUAAUUCACGGUUUACAAACUUCCAUUGUAUUAUAAAGAAAGAAAAAAAAAACGUAAGUGAUAAGGAAGAGAUAGAAAACAAUUGACAGUCGGCCCCAGACUCUGCGGUCAAACGUACAGGUCAUGUGACACCCGCAUCUGUACCGCAGUUUCCGCAUCGCACGCCAGCGCCCAGCCUUGUCAUCCACUCUCUAACAAACACCAAAAUCCCACCUUAAAUCCACCAGCCCUUCCGUAGACCACAAAGACCAGACAUCAGAGAAAGUAUCGUACAUCCUCUAUAUUCGGUUCGAGUCCGCGACAAUGACAGCUUUUCAGCAGGCUAUUAAGAAUUAUUGAGUGACUUAAAGCUUCGAGCUGGCGAACGUGACGCUGUAGUUACUGCUGUACCUUCCCCACGCCAGUCGAGAGAGACCAAGGCGAGGGCGUGCAGUCGUCGCGGCGCUGUCUCAGAAUGAACGCCUCUGCAGCGGAGGUCAUCUCAGGGUCGUGUCUCUGCAAGGGAAUCCAGUACUGCAUCACCAGCAGGACAUACCAAUGGCUUCGGUGCCACUGUUCCAUGUGCAGGAAGGCCAUCGGCGCUGAACACUGCACCUUCUUCGCCGUUCCGAUCGCCAAGCUGGAAUUCAAGAGUAAAAAAACACUUAAGACGUACAAGAGUUCUGAACACGCCGUGAGAUCCUUCUGCGGCAAGUGUGGGUGUUCAGUCUGUAUGAAGUAUGACAUUGAGGAACACACCGUCUGGUUCAACGCUGCGACUGUUGACGGAGACGUACCUGUAGUUGAUCCCCACCAGGUGUUCACCAAGGAUAAGGUUCCUUAUUUGGAAACCAUGGCUCGGGCCCAUGGCACCAUUGACAUAUCGGCGUGGGUUGUCGACUGUGCUAGAGAUAUGUAAUUUUUUCAUCUAAAGUGUAUUUUUUUCUUGUGUCGACUUCUGUAUUGCAUAGAACAGAUCUGAGAUAAAUAUUCAUUCAUCCACAAAUCUUGUAUAAAAAUAAGUAUCAUUUCUGAAUGCGCAGACCUUUCUGUAGUAGUGACAGUAAUAAGUUCGUUUAAUGGAUAAUUCUUGGUAUAAGCAUUUUAGAUUUACAGCCAAAGUUUAGAUACGUAGUAUUCAGAUAUACCCUCAUUAAUAUGAUGCAGACAUAAAUAAAGGACAUUUUAUCAUAUACCAUUAUGUGAUCAUUAAUAAAGAAAC
Messenger RNA from Penaeus vannamei (Pacific white shrimp), 1813 nucleotides. RefSeq lists its product as uncharacterized. NCBI's taxonomy places the organism in Eukaryota, Metazoa, Arthropoda, Malacostraca, Decapoda, Penaeidae. Gene Ontology annotation, molecular function: carbon-sulfur lyase activity. The record is from RefSeq and is a predicted model, not a curated record.